AUGUGCAAGCCAGCGUCGCUCAAGCCUGCGCUCAGGCCAAACAUCGUCCACCUCUCUGAGAUCCCGCCCGGGUACAACCUUGACCUCUCAAAGUCGUCUCAUUUCAGAGUCAACUUCUCAGUCGGCCAGGCGGCCGCGUCGGCGCUCGACCCAAGUCACAACGAGUUCUUCAACCUCGCCACCGACAUAGUCCCACUCGUCUACUUCUCUGCCGAAGCUUUACGGCUUGCCACCACUGCCGACGGCGGCAGCGGUCUUGACAGGGGCGGCGGCGGCGCGGCGCCAGCUCUCUCGGAGGCUGUCCGGAUGUGCAUCUUUGCGACCGUCCUCCAGCAUGCCACGUCGCUCUUCUCUCACACGUUUACGUGCUGCUCGCCGCGUGCCUCCCGCACGGUGUGGCACGUGGACUACGCGGGCGUGCUCAUCAACUUCCUGUGGAACGGCCCCGUCAUGGCCUUCAUCGCGGCGCGCCCUCUCCCCUAA
Molecule: messenger RNA, 483 nt
Organism: Emiliania huxleyi CCMP1516
Lineage: Eukaryota; Haptophyta; Isochrysidales; Noelaerhabdaceae
Exons: 2
Coding region: 1-483 (160 amino acids)
Source: RefSeq, a predicted model, not a curated record